Drosophila busckii is the source of this 1294-nucleotide messenger RNA. It is a transcript of the gene mRpL3, whose product is annotated as 39S ribosomal protein L3, mitochondrial. Gene Ontology annotation, molecular function: structural constituent of ribosome. Bases 72 to 1199 code for a protein of 375 amino acids. The transcript is spliced from 4 exons. Gene Ontology annotation, cellular component: mitochondrial large ribosomal subunit; ribosome. The record is from RefSeq and is a predicted model, not a curated record. Gene Ontology annotation, biological process: translation. NCBI's taxonomy places the organism in Eukaryota, Metazoa, Arthropoda, Insecta, Diptera, Drosophilidae.
AGAAUUGUGCGCUGCAUAUUAUUAUUUAUGUAUUUUAGUUAUAUUUUGUAUUAAACAAUUAUAUAAGUAAUAUGCUGCGAACUGUUAUAGGGGAUUUGGCUAGGCUGCGGCUAAGCAACAGCGCCAGCCCCUCGAUAGUUUUGGUUACACAAGUGCGCGAGAAGGGACAUCUAAGCCGGCCUCGCCAGAAGAACCCUUACUGGUUUGUGCGCCAGCAGCGAACACAAACGGAAGAUCUGGUCACGGGCGAGAAUCGCAAUUUUAUUAACGAAGUGGUGCACGAUACCUACGGUGCACCGGCAAUUAUCAAAGGCAUACAAACCUAUGAGCAAAAACAGCUGGUUAAAACACCAGCGCCACCGAACACAGAUGAACAGCUUUGGACACCAGGUCUACGUCGCAGUGGUUUGAUUGCACGCAAAAUUGGCCAAUAUCCGUUGUGGCUGAAGAACGGUGAACGUGUGCGCACCACAUUGCUGCAGGUGGUGGAUAACCAUGUCAUUAAAUAUAUUCCACCCGAGGAGUACAAGCCAUCACAGCGUCCGCAUGUGCAUAAUCUGAACAAAUACGGUUGCCUUUUAGUGGGUGCUGAGAGCACAAAUCCUGCACUGCUAACCAAAGAGUAUUGUGGCAUCUUUCGUGACUCUGGCGUUAUGCCCACCAAGAGUCUAGCACGUUUUAUUGUCUCACCGCAAGCAGCUUUGGCGGCAGGUACGCCGCUUAAUGUGGGACACUUUCGUGUAGGCGAUUUUGUGGAUGUGCGCGGCAAGACCGUGGACCAUGGCUUCCAGGGUGUUGUUAAGCGGCAUGGAUUUAAGGGCAUGCCUGCCUCUCAUGGUGUUACCAAGACUCAUCGACGUGCUGGCAACAUUGGCGGUGGUGGUGAGAAGGGUCGUGUCUGGCCCGGCACCAAAAUGCCUGGUCACAUGGGUAAUCGCUGGCGUAUACUCAAGGGUCUGCGCAUCUGGCGCAUCAACACCAAAUACAAUGUCAUGUGGGUGCAGGGCAGCUCCGUGCCCGGCAGCACCAAUGGCUUGGUUUAUAUCUACGACACAAUACUGCCUUUGCGCAAAUCCAAGGAUGCGCCGCCUUUCCCUACGCUCUAUGAGCAGCCUGAUGCUGAAAAUGCGCCAGAAGACAUUUGGUAUGAUCAGGUACAUAAUUUUAAGGACGAAACCAUUACCUACAAGCCUGAAUAAUAGCUUGAGAGGUUGGUUAGUCAUUUAAUCUUUUUGUUGUAUAUGUAUAAACAAUUUGGAAGCUUCCAAUUAUUAAAUAAAAUCAAUGAAAACUA